CAAUCCAUGGCAUGGCCCAAUAACAGAAUCUUUCUUCGACAAAAAAACGCCGUUUCUCUUCAAAUUCGAAAUCAGCUAGCUACCUCUCGCCAUGGCGACUUCACCUGCAGCAUCUGAUGAUAUGACGUCUUCAGAUGACGCCCCACUUGAUUUCAGUAUGAAGAAACGUCGUUGCGAAACACCUCCUCUGUCGUCUUCGGACAGCAAUAGUGAAACAGCGUCACCUGCGACGCCAAUAUUGAAUGGCAUUGAUCCAACCCUCUUGGCUUCUAGCAUUUUGGCUAGUACCAAUGCUGCUACUUCUAGGCCUUUUAAAAGUUAUCCCCUCUCCCUGGGCUUGUAUGCAAUACCGGGUCUGCUAACACAAGCCACAGAAGAUAUGUAUGCUAAAUUUAGAGACGCUGCGACCAAAAGUGACGAUUCAACAUCACCAUCAUCAGAGGACCAACAGCCAAGUCACAACAAAGCGUCCAGUCGCCGCCGCGCCGCCAAAUCAUUGCCGGACACUAUGAAAGAUCAGGCCUAUUGGGAAAGACGCCGGAAAAACAAUGAGGCCGCAAAACGCUCAAGGGACGCUCGACGAGCGAAAGAAGAUGAAAUCGCUAUACGAGCGGCUUUCCUUGAACAAGAGAACCUCAAGUUACGCGUCGAAGUUGCGGCGUUAAAGAAUGAAACGACCAAAUUACGUCACAUGCUCUAUAACAGUUGAUAAUCGAUCGUUAUUGACUGCGAAUUGAUUUUUUUUAGCUGUUGUUUAUUUUUCAGCUUACGUAACGGUUUUCUUUUGUAUUUUUGUUUUUUUUUUGUUUUGGUCGGUGUUCUCAAUCUCAGGGCUGCAAGACAUUUUGUUCGACCUCAUCUUCAACAGUACACCGCUACACCUCUCUUAAAAACAACAAGUGUGCUUUGUUUGUUUUUUUUUCUGUUACAUAACACUAUGUGCUUUAUUAAUC
Molecule: messenger RNA, 953 nt
Organism: Dimorphilus gyrociliatus
Lineage: Eukaryota; Metazoa; Annelida; Polychaeta; Dinophilidae
Source: the annotation of a GenBank genome assembly